CAAGUGGUCAUGACAGGUGGCCACCUUAAGCCGGGCUCACCUGAUCACACACAUGCAUACACACACACACACACACACACAAGACAUGCAGAAAUGUUGGGCCUGAUGUUUGCAGGCGUGCUUUUUUUUCCAGGACUUUUCCUACUCUUCAGUCAUUCUCUGAGGAUCCUGAUGGGAUGGAACCAGGCUGAUGCCAUCAUCGUGUCAGCACGCUUCGUGUCGUCUGUCCAGGCCAUCAUGGCGGCGGCGGCCGGAUGUGUCAUCGCCUCGGCGUGCCGGCGCAACCUCCUGGAUGACAGGCACUGGCUGACGGACGCCUACAUCACGUUCGCCGCGCCCUAUUUUGUGUACGACCUGUACGCCAUGUUCCUGUGCGACCGACACAGGCACGAGGUCAAGGGUCACGAGGACGAAGGCGGCACGCGGAGCGCGCCCAUCUUGGCCUUCGUGCGGCGAGAGAGUUUGAUGGUGUUGCAUCAUGUCUUCAUGGUGGUGUUUUGCUUGCCCGCUUCUCUGGUGUGGAGGCAGGGCAAAGGUGACUACUUCCAGGGUCUUGUGUUUCUUGCUGAGCUAAGCACGCCAUUUGUGUGUCUUGCCAAAGUGCUCAUACAGUUGAAGCGCACUGACACGCUGGCCUACAAAGUGAACGGCGCUCUGACACUCUUGGUCUUCUUGGGUUGCCGUGUGGCACUUUUUCCGUAUUUGUACCUGGCCUACAGCAGCUACGCGUCCAUCCCUGUUCACCAGGCGGUCCUGGGGGCCCCGUGGCCGUGCACCCUGGGGGCAGGGUUUCUGUGGCCCCUGCAGAUCUACUGGUUCUGGCUCAUGUGUCAGCGGGCGCGGCGCGUUCUCGCAGAAAGUGGCAAGCCGCCAUUGGGGAAAUGA
Molecule: messenger RNA, 885 nt
Organism: Hippocampus comes (tiger tail seahorse)
Lineage: Eukaryota; Metazoa; Chordata; Actinopteri; Syngnathiformes; Syngnathidae
Product: protein FAM57B-like
Exons: 6
Coding region: 10-885 (291 amino acids)
Biological process (GO): lipid homeostasis; ceramide biosynthetic process
Cellular component (GO): membrane; endoplasmic reticulum
Molecular function (GO): sphingosine N-acyltransferase activity
Source: RefSeq, a predicted model, not a curated record